Molecule: messenger RNA, 2754 nt
Organism: Candida dubliniensis CD36
Lineage: Eukaryota; Fungi; Ascomycota; Pichiomycetes; Serinales; Debaryomycetaceae
Gene: ZNC1
Product: Znc1p
Exons: 1
Coding region: 1-2754 (917 amino acids)
Biological process (GO): regulation of DNA-templated transcription
Molecular function (GO): DNA-binding transcription factor activity, RNA polymerase II-specific; zinc ion binding
Source: RefSeq, a predicted model, not a curated record
AUGCUGGAGACUAAUGACACACUUAAUCCCGUAUACACUCAAGAUGGUGAAAAGCGACUCCGUACCAAAGUUGCUUGUGAUUAUUGUCGCAAACGGAAAUCCAAAUGUAACGGAGAACAACCCUGUUCGAAAUGUUCAGACAAGAAUAGAAAUUGCACUUAUACAUUUGUUCAAAAAGAGCGGAAAAGAAAACAACGUAAGUCUACUACUGCAGGUGUUGAGAAUAAGAAUAAUGGAGCGGUUAGAAAAGCACGAACAACAAGUGCAGCAACAAUUCGACAUUUGACUUCCCGUAUCAAUGUAUUGGAGAAUUUAUUGGGCAGAUUGGUGGACAAAUUGGAUCCCACCGUCAAAUCUGAGUUAUCCGAUGAAUUACAAUCUACUUCAUUGACAAAUGACAAUAAUGAUAGUAGAGAAAGACACAACAGGUCUUCAAGCAAUUCAAGUGAUAAUGGUGAUGAAGAUGAUGAAGAAAACGAUCUUCAAGAAGCCCACGAGAGUGGUGACAGUGAUGGCAGCAUAAACUAUAACCACAAUAAUGAAAGUAAUAAACAGAUUGAUACCAAAGACUCCAAUGAGAAUGAGGUUAGAAAAUUAAGAGACAUGUUAGCACCAGCAGAGAAGAGUUGUGUUUCCAAUAUCAAAAACCGAUUAAUGCAAUAUUUUGGGUCUCACGCCCUUUUCUUUUCCAUAUCUGGUCGUGCUGUUGAGUGGUUAAGAUCACGAGUUCAAGGGAGUAAUGCUAACAAUAUGCAUGAUAUUUUCGCUCCCUUGAGACACGUUCCAUUAUCAUUAAAUGACGCAGUGCAAAAAUCGACAAAAUUAUUAAAUGGCCCAGAGGUUGAAACCGAUAAAAAGCGACAAUUUGAUGAUUUAGAAAAGCCAUUGAUAUUUGAAAUCAUUGAUAAAUAUUAUAAGAAUCUCUAUUGGGCUCCAUUCUUGUGCGAUGUGUCCACAAUUAGAGAGUUAUUUCAAAUUUAUUUUUAUGGAGCGCAAAGAAAUGAUGCGGCAAUUUUGGGUAAUAUUACUUAUAGCGAUUUGUUGAUUAUGAAUAUUGCCAUUGUGCUAUGUUUGGCCAGUAUUUCAAAAGAUGAUGUUUUUGAAAGUCUUGAGUAUCCAACUUUAUCAACGAAAUCAAUUUCUUAUUUACAAGGUGAACUACUAAACAAAUUGUUCCAAAAUGCUAUGGGAGCAUAUGGCAAGGUAUCGCGAAGUAGUGAUGGAAUUCGAUCAUUACAAGGGUUAGCAUUACUUAUUCUUUACUUUGAAAUUAACUUUGUCACUGAUUUCCAUGUAAAUUAUAGUAUAACUAGUGUUUUGAUUAGAUAUGCCAAGGAGCUGGGUAUACAUCGAGUGGAAACUCUAAACAAUGACAAUGGGAUUGAUGCUACUUUGAAAAGAAAGUUAUGGUGGUUUUGUGAGUAUAAGGGGGUUGACAUAACAUACAAGAGUGGCAAACCAAUUUUAAUCGAUAUGGAAGAUGUCACUACGUUAACUGAAGUUGAUGAUUUUUUCAUGUCUGUACCGACAACAUUAUUUCUUGACAGCAAGUAUUUGGAAAAUGCUAAUGAUAUUGUUUUGAAUAGUCAGAUUCAUGGUGGUGAGUAUUAUUUUGCCUAUUUUUUAUUGAUUUUGUCGAGAAUCAAGGCCAAGAGUUAUGCCAAAGUAUAUUCAAAAUUACCAAUGAAUAUCAAUAUCCAAGCAGCAUUGACAUUUGUCAAUGAGUUUGAUUACGACUUGAGAAUAUUGACCAACUUGAUGCUGCCAAUAUUAGCAUCACCGCCACCCAAGGACACUACUUUUAAAAAUCCUUUAAACCUAAGUGAAGGUUGUUUUAAUUAUUUCAAAGUUGAAUUACUAUUAUCACAAUAUGCGCAUCAGCUUUCAAUAAAUCGAGUGCCAUUUGUAAAGAGUUUUGGUAUUAACGACUCUCGUUUGAUACCGUAUGGCAACCAAUCACUAGCUGGAGCUAGAUUUAUGUUAGAAUUGAUAAAAGAUAUUGAUCUGUUAAAGAUUUCUCCUCGAAUGUAUUCCACAUUAUCGUUUUACCCAUUGGCAGCAUUUUGCAGUUUGCUUGGUAACUGUUUGGUAUUCCCCAAUGAACCCAGUGCAGUAAAUGACUCGGUGCUACUUGCCAGUGUUGCCAUAUCAUUUUUCAGACUGGAAGGAUGUAAUAAUAAAAUUGAUAAUAAAAGGUCGAUAUAUGAUAUUUUGGUGAGAUUAUUAUUGCGAGUAUUGAUUGAUGCAUUGAAGAAUCUAGCAAAAGUUGAUUUAUACGAAAAGAUACCAGAAUUGGAAUAUCAUAUUAACUCCAUGUUUACAUUGUUCCCUGAAGUUUUUGCCAAUCAGCAAGAUCAUAUUAUUUCUUUAAUGUCAGAGAGAAAUUCCAACAAUGAGAAUUCUAAUCAAUAUCCUAGUAUGGUUGAGAAUGGAGCAAGUUCUACAGGUAGUGGUAGCAGUGGCAGCAGUACCAGUAGCAGUAAUACAAUCAUAGACAGUGAUUAUCAGCACAUGGAUGUUGAUGUGAAAAAUGCGACGUCAUUACCACAGUCAUUUAUGAAUACACCUGGUAUGUUGAAUAUUGACAAUGGGAACGUAAUGUUAAUGAAUGGUAACUAUGAUUUAUUCAGUAAUAUAAAUUUUGAGAAUAUUAUGAGUGAUGAGACGUUCAAUAACAUGAUAUUUAGUGAACUUAAUCAGUUGCCAGAUUUUUUUAAUUCACCAUCUUCCGGCUUUAAUGAACAGAAUAUAUAA